Dictyostelium discoideum AX4 is the source of this 4068-nucleotide messenger RNA. It is a transcript of the gene purL, whose product is annotated as phosphoribosylformylglycinamide synthase. The transcript is spliced from 2 exons. Gene Ontology annotation, biological process: 'de novo' IMP biosynthetic process. The record is from RefSeq and is a predicted model, not a curated record. Gene Ontology annotation, cellular component: cytoplasm. NCBI's taxonomy places the organism in Eukaryota, Evosea, Eumycetozoa, Dictyosteliales, Dictyosteliaceae. Bases 1 to 4068 code for a protein of 1355 amino acids. Gene Ontology annotation, molecular function: phosphoribosylformylglycinamidine synthase activity.
AUGACAAUUCAACAAUUUUAUAGAAAACCAGCAAUUUCAGAAUAUGAAAUUAAAUUAUUAAAAAAUAAUUUAAAGAAACAACAUAAUAUUGAUAUUGAAUCAAUUGAAACUGAAUAUUGUUUCAAUGUUCAAUAUCCCGAUAAUCAUAAAUUAAAUGAAUCGGAGCAAUCAACAUUGGUAUGGUUAUUAUCAGAAACCUUUGAGCCAAAGAAUUUCUCAAUUGAUAAAUCAUUUUUAAAAACCACUACCACCACCACCGAAAAUGAAAUUAUAAUUGAAGUUGGACCACGUAUGAAUUUCACAACUACCUAUUCAUCAAAUGCAACAUCGAUUUGUAAAUCAUGUAAUCUUUCAAUAAUUGAUAGAAUUGAACGUUCCAGACGUUAUUUAGUUAAAUCAGUAUCGAAAUUAUCAGAGAAACAAAUUGACCAAUUUUUAGAACUAAUUCAUGAUAGAAUGACAGAAUGUCUUUAUCCAACACCAAUUAAAUCCUUUGAUACUGGCAUCAUUCCAAAAGCAGUGGUUUACAUUCCAGUUGUUGAAGAAGGUCGUGCCGCUUUGGAGAGAGUAAACAAAGAGAUGGGUUUAGCAUUUGAUGAACAAGAUUUAGCAUUAUAUACCGAUUUAUUCCAAAAUCAAUUAAAACGUAAUCCUAGUGAUGUAGAAUGUUUUGAUAUUGGUCAAUCAAACUCUGAACAUAGUCGUCAUUGGUUCUUUAAUGGUAAAUUAAUUGUUGAUGGUAAUAUGUCUGAUAAAACUUUAUUUCAAAUUGUUAAAAAUACUUUAAAAGCAAAUCCUCAAAAUUCUUUAAUUGCAUUUUCUGAUAAUUCUUCAAGUAUAAAAGGAUUUAAAACAAAAGUUUUAAUUCCAAAAUCACAAAUUGAAGCAAGUGAAUAUUUAGAAGGUGAAAGAGAACAACCAAUUAUUUUUACAGCAGAAACACAUAAUUUUCCAACUGGUAUUGCACCAUUUGAAGGUGCAGAGACAGGUACUGGUGGUAGAUUAAGAGAUACACAUGCAACUGGUAGAGGUUCAUUGGUUGUUGCAGGUACAGUUGGUUAUUGUGUUGGUAAUUUAAAUAUUCCAGGUUAUGAAUUACCAUGGGAGAAUAAAGAAUACAAUUAUCCAGAUAAUAUGGCAAAUCCAUUAAAGAUUGAAAUUGAAGCAUCCAAUGGUGCCUCUGAUUAUGGUAAUAAAUUUGGUGAACCUGUCAUCAUUGGUUUCACUCGUUCCUAUGGUAAUACACUUCCAAAUGGUGAAAGAAGAGAAUGGAUUAAACCAAUUAUGUUCUCUGGUGGUAUUGGAUUUAUGGAUGAACGUCAUCUUAAAAAGGAACAACCAGAGAUUGGUAUGGUGGUAGUUAAAGCAGGUGGUCCAGCCUAUCGUAUUGGUAUGGGUGGUGGUUCAGCCUCGUCAAUGGUUGGUGGUGAUAAUAAACAUGAAUUGGAUUUUUCAGCUGUUCAAAGAGGUGAUGCUGAAAUGGGCCAAAAGUUAAAUAGAAUCGUUAGAUCCUGUGUAGAAUCUGAAAUUCAUGGUGGUUGUAAUCCAAUAGUUAGUGUCCACGAUCAAGGUGCCGGUGGUGCAGGUAAUGUUCUCAAGGAGAUUGUCGAUCCAUUGGGCGCAAAGAUUUAUUUAGAUCGUAUCAUCUCUGGUGAUCCAACUUUAUCGGCUAUGGAAAUUUGGGGCGCAGAAUAUCAAGAGAAUGACGCACUCCUCAUCAAGGCUGAGCAUAAAGAUUAUUUAAAGAAAGUAUCAGAAAGAGAAAGAUUACCAAUUGCAUUCGUUGGUGAUGUCACUGGUGAUGGUAUCGCUCAGUUGAUUACAAAAGAUGGUGAAACUCCAGUUAAUUUACCAUUGGAUAAAGUUUUACAAAAGAUGCCACCAAAAACCUUUGUAUUGGAUCAUGUUGAGAAACAAUUGAAACCAUUCACACUUCCAAAGGAAUUGUUGGUUGGAGAUCAUCAAACAUGUUUUAAUGAAUGUUUAAACAGAGUAUUGAGAUUAUUAUCAGUUGGUUCAAAACGUUUCUUAAUCAAUAAAGUCGAUAGAGCAGUAACAGGCUUAGUUGCAAGACAACAAUGUGUUGGUCCAUUACAUACACCAGUUUCAAAUGUUGCUGUGAUUAGCAGUGGUUACUUUGGCAAGAGUGGCGCUGCAACAUCCAUUGGUGAACAACCAAUCAAAGGUUUCAUCUCUGCAAAAUCAAUGGCUUAUUUAACCGUCGGUGAAGCAUUAACCAAUUUAAUGUGGGCAAGUAUCACUGAUUUGGGCGAUGUUAAAUGCUCAGGUAAUUGGAUGUGGGCUGCCAAAUUAAAGGGUGAAGGUGUUGAACUUUAUGAUGCCGCCAUUGAAAUGCAUGACGUUAUGGUUGAAUUGGGUAUUGCCAUCGAUGGUGGUAAGGAUUCAUUAUCUAUGGCUGCAAAAGCACCAAAAUCAGAUGGUUCACAAGAAUUGGUAAAGGCACCAGGUGCAUUGGUAGUUUCAACCUAUGUACCAUGCGAUGAUAUCACAUUGACCGUUACACCAGAUCUUAAAUUAUCAUCAAAAGAUGAUAGUGUAAUCCUCUAUUUAGAUUUAGGUUGUGCUAAUAAUUUCAUUGGUGGUAGUGCAUUAACCCAAGUUUUCAAUCAAGUUGGUAAUGAUGAACCACAUCAUAAUACUCCAUUAUUAAAGAAUACCUUUAUGGCAAUUCAAAAAUUAGUUAAACAACAAUUAAUUUCAGCAGGUCAUGAUAGAAGUGACGGUGGUUUAAUUACUACUUUAAUUGAAAUGUCUUUAUCAGGUAAUAGAGGUUUAGAAAUUAAUUUACCAGAUACCCAUAAUUCCGAUCAAUCACCAUUAUCAAUCAUUAAAUUAUUAUUCUCAGAGGAAUUAGGUGCAGUUUUAGAAAUUAAAAAAUCAAAUCAACAAAUUGUUUUAGAUAUUUUAAAACAAUUUAAUGUACCAACUCAAGUUAUUGGUAAUACAUCAUGUAAUAAUAAUAAUAAUAAUAAUAAUAAUGGUAGUGAUGAGGAUUUGUUUAUUGUUAAAGUUGGUGAUAAAUUAAUUUAUAAUAUAAAAUUAUCACAAUUAUCAAAACAAUGGGAAGAAACAAGUUAUCAAUUAGAAUUACUUCAAGCUAAUCCAACAUUUGUCGAGAGUGAAAUGAAGAACCUUUUAAAGAGAGCAACAGGUAAAGGUAAAGGUCCAAAUUAUAAUAUGACCUAUAAGAUAUCACCAAUUAGUAAAGAGUUGGCUUUGUUAGCUAAUAAGGCUCCAAAGGUUGCAGUGAUUAGAGAGGAGGGUAGCAAUGGUGAUAGAGAGAUGGCAGCAGCAUUCCAUUUUGCAGGUUUCCAAGCAUUCGAUGUAACAAUGUCUGAUCUUUUAAAUGGUAACAUUCAAUUGGAUGAAAGAUUUAAAGGUGUUGCAUUCGUUGGUGGUUUCUCAUAUGGCGAUGUCAUGGAUUCAGCUAAAGGUUGGGCAGGCUCAAUUCGUUUCAAUCAACAAGUUUCAAAACAAUUUGAUCAUUUCUAUGGUAGAAACGAUACUUUUUCAUUGGGUCUUUGCAAUGGUUGCCAAUUGAUGGCUUUGCUUGGCUGGGUGCCAUAUAGAGGUAUUGAACAAACUCAUCAACCUCGUUUCAUUCAUAACGCAUCCGGUCGUUUCGAAUCUCGUUGGGUCAAUGUUAAAAUUAUGCCAUCACCUGCAUUACUCUUGAAAGGUAUGGAAGGCUCAGUACUUGGUGUUUGGUCUCAACAUGGUGAAGGUCGUUUCUGGAGUGAAGAUCAAUCAAUUGUCAAUGAUAUCAAAGCUAACAAUCUCUCACCAAUUCGUUAUGUCGAUGAUGAUGGUGAAAUCACUGAAUCCUAUCCAUUCAAUCCAUCUGGUACUCAAGAGGGUUUCGCUUCCUUAUGCUCAAAAGAUGGUAGACAUUUAGCAAUUAUGCCACAUCCAGAACGUUCUUUCCUCUCUUGGCAAUGGCCAUUCAUGCCUGAAAAUAUUAAACAAAAUGUUGGUGGUUUAGAUCAACCAUCACCUUGGAUUAAAAUUUUCCAAAAUGCUAAAUCAUUUUGUGAUUCUUUAAAUUAA